AUGGAUUUAUCAUUGGCAGCAAUAAUUACCAUUCUCCCACUCACCAUCACCAUCCUGCUCGUAUUCCAUUUCUACCAUCCGCUUCCAGAAUUCGUACGCCAGAAAUUACAGCUAGGGCAACGUUAUUGCUGCUACCUCGUAGCCUACCAGUGCUACAAACCUCCAUCCGACCUCAGGUUCACCACCGAAACCUUCACCAAAAUCCUGAGCCACCGCAACCACGACCUGGACGACUGCCGCUUCUUCCUCAAUUCCCUCGCCACCUCCGGCAUCGGCGCCGAAACCUGCGGCCCCAGAAACAUCGCCGAAUCCCGCGAAUCCCCCGCGACGCUCCACGAAUCCCUCCAGGAGGCCGACGCACCAAUCUUCGAAACCCUAGACAAGCUUUUCACCACUUCAGGCGUCCCGCCUUCCCGCGUCGACAUCCUCGUCACCACGGUCUCCCUCUUCGCCCCGUCCCCGUCGCUCUCCGCCCGGAUCGUUAACCGUUACAAGAUGAAGCAAGGCAUCAAGUCGUACAGCCUGGCCGGGAUGGGGUGCAGCUCCGGCAUCGUGGGGAUCGAUCUCGUCCGCCACCUCUUCGCCGCCAUGCCACCCGCCGCCCUCGCCGUCGUGGUCAGCACGGAGGCCGUCGGCGCCCACUACUACAGAGGGAAAGACAGGUCGAUGAUGCUCCCCAACGCGGUCUUCCGCACCGGCGGCUGCAGCCUCCUCCUCACCAACAACCCGUCCUGGCGCCACCGCGCCGUCGCGAACCUGACCGCCCUCGUCCGGACCCACCUCGCGGACGACGCUGCCUACGACAGCGUCGUCCAGAUCGAGGACGACGAGGGCUGCCCCGGGUUCCGCGUCUCGAGAAACUCCGCCGACACUGCCAAGCUGGCACUGGCGGCGAACUUCCGGGUGCUGCUCCCGAGAGUGCUGCCACUCUGGGAGAUAUUGGCACGCUUUUGGGUGGCCCGUGUUUUGCGGAGGAGGGUGAUCACGGGCGUGAGCGUGAAGAGCGGGAUCCAGCAUUUCUGCGUGCACACGAGCAGGAAGGCGGUGAUCGACGCGCUGGGGAGGAGCCUGGGGCUGGGGGAAGAUGACGUGGAGCCGUCUCGGAUGACGCUGAAUCGGUUCGGGUACACGUCAUGCAGCAGCCCUUGGUAUGUUUUCGGGUACAUGGAGGCGAAGAAGAGGCUGAAGAGAGGGGAUCGGGUUCUGAUGGUUGGGCUGGGGGCCGGGUUUAUGUGCAACACGUGCGUUUGGACGGUGAUGAGGGACUUGGAGGAUGGGAAUGUGUGGGGGGACUGCAUUUCUCGUUAUCCGCCGGGGACGUCGAUUGCUGCUGCUACUACUUCUUAUGCUGCCGAUGUUGAUGAUGUAUAA
This is a messenger RNA of Linum tenue, 1371 nucleotides long. The record is from the annotation of a GenBank genome assembly. Lineage: Eukaryota; Viridiplantae; Streptophyta; Magnoliopsida; Malpighiales; Linaceae.